Gastrolobium bilobum is the source of this 3249-nucleotide messenger RNA. RefSeq lists its product as uncharacterized. NCBI's taxonomy places the organism in Eukaryota, Viridiplantae, Streptophyta, Magnoliopsida, Fabales, Fabaceae. Gene Ontology annotation, molecular function: acyltransferase activity, transferring groups other than amino-acyl groups; transcription corepressor activity. The record is from RefSeq and is a predicted model, not a curated record. Gene Ontology annotation, biological process: negative regulation of DNA-templated transcription. The transcript is spliced from 13 exons.
AUGACGGUUGAAGAUGCUAAGCGUUACGGGAACAGGAAAAGAAAGCUUCUUGUCAAUGAGAGAGUCGAGAAUCAGUCUCCAAUGGCGGUUGAAGAUGUUAAGUGUUCCGGAAAGAGGAAAAGAAAGCUUCUUGUCAAUGAGAGAGUCGAGAAUCAGUCUCCAAUGGCGGUUGAAGAUGUUAAGUGUUCCGGAAAGAGGAAAAGAAAGCUUCUUGUCAAUGAGAGAGUCGAGAAUCAGUCUCCAAUGGCGGUUGAAGAUGUUAAGUGUUCCGGAAAGAGGAAAAAAAAGCUUCUUGUCAAUGAGAGAGUCGAGUCUCCAAUGGCGGUUGAAGAUGUUAAGUGUUCCGGAAAAGGGAAAAGAAAGCUUCUUGUCAAUGAGAGAGUCGAGAUUAGGAGUAUAGAAGAUGGUUUUUUGGGCUCAUGGCACCAAGGCAUAGUUAUCGACUGGGCGAAGCAGAAGCGUCGUGUCAAAUAUGACAACAUUUUUGAAGAAGGUGGAUCAAAUCAUCUUGUGGAUGUGGUAGAGGUUUCACCCGUUUUGGAUGGUGGUAGUUCUUCUUCUUUUUCUUCUGCAGAUGGUUGCAAUGAACGUGGGCUCAUUAGACCCCUGCCUCCUCUGAUUGAAUUCGGGGUAUGGGACCUUCCAUUUGGUCUAUGUGUUGAUGCAUUAUACGAGGAAGCUCAGUGGGAAGGUGUUAUAUUUGAUCACUGCAAUGGAAUGGAGGAAAGGAGCAUAUUCUUCCCAGAUUUGGGUGAUGAACUGAAGAUUGGAAUUCAUCAAUUGAGGAUCACUCAAGUUUGGAAUGAAGCUACUGGGAAUUGGGAGCCACGAGGGAAGUGGAUGCUUCUUGAAGUGAUUGAGGAGUGUGAGCAGUUUUCCUAUAUUGGAGUUUCAUUUAAGCAAAUUUGGUUUGAUUUAAGGAAUCAUAAGGAAUUUGAUAAAAUAAGGGACUGGACUUGUAAUGUGAAAGACUUGUGGAGAGACCUUGUAAGGGAGAUAGUUGGUGAUUACUUUGCUUUCUUGAAAGAAACACCAGAGCUGGAGUCAGUUGAACAUACUGAUAUUGUUCAUUGUGAUGCUAGUCCUAGUAAUGUACUUGGUUCUAAAAUUGGAAUAUCUGAUUGCCCUGUGGAAAGUGGUGACUCUACGAACUUGAUAGAUACCGAUCAAAACGGUGGUAGCAUCAUUUUCCUUCAAGAGAAAUAUGAUACAAAUCCUUUGGUGGAUGGUGCAUCAGAAAAAGAAAUUGUGUUGGUAGAAGAACCUGAGUCUCAAAAUGAAAGAAGUGAAAAACGUAGACGCUCUACGUCCAUAUAUUGGCAACCUCUGGUGCUAUCUGAAGUUGAAUUUUGUCCUAAUGUUAUUAAUCAAUAUGGAGCUGGAUGUGAGAGCAAGAUGACCAGGGAAGGUUUGAAGACAAAAGUAAGAAAACAUCUAGCGUAUCUUGGAUGGAAAAUUGAGUGGACUAUACACAAAAAUUGUCCUAGGCAAAGACGAUACAGGUACAAGUCACCAAAUACACAGGAUAAGAAGGUUUACUAUUCAAUUCCUCAAGUUUGUAGUCAUUUGAAAAAGGAGUCCAACAUGAAUUCUGUGUUGUCCCAAAAACACCAGAGCAGGAUGCUGUCCCAAAAUGUUCAUCAUCCGAUUGGGGCAUCCUAUCCUGUCGAAAAUGUAGCUGAAUCACAUACUCCAGGUGGUUUACCAAUUGGGAAUACAAAUCAUAAACGCAACACGAAAUCAAAGGCCUGCCCACCAAAGCACAAGAGGAAUGGAUUACCUACAAGGGUGCAGAAUGUAAAUUCCCCUUGUUUGUCUCAUCAAAAUGUUUUGUCUUGGUUAAUAGAAAGCAACAUGGUAUUGCCAACAUCUAAGGUCUACUAUCGGGGAAAAGGAGGCAAGAACACUCACGACAUUGAAGGGAGGGUAACUCUUGAUGGAAUCAAGUGUGGCUGUUGUCAGAAUGUAUAUACACCUGGUGCCUUUGCAUUUCAUGCUAGUGGCUGUUAUGACUGCAGGCCUUGUGCUAAUAUCUUUUUGAGGGAUGGUAGGUCACUCUUGGAUUGCAUGAUACAACUAAUGCAUAAAAAUUGGGCAGAGGAAGCUUUGGAAAAACAAUGCAAUGAUCUGUGUCAAGGUGAAAGUGACAAUUGUUCUGUUUGUCAUGAUGGUGGUGAACUUAUUUUAUGUGACAAAUGCCCGCCUUCAUUUUAUAUGGAGUGUCUUGGUUUAGAGGAUAUCCCUGAUGGUGACUGGUUUUGUCUAUCAUGUCGUUGCCGGAUUUGCAACGAAAUCAAAAUCCAAGGGACUGAAGAUGGAGAUUUUCUUACUUGCAUUCAAUGUGAACAUAAGUAUCACAUUGGAUGCCUGAGAAAAAGACCAGGAGAUAAAUCAAGAAUAUAUUUGAAAAAUUGGUUAUGUGGAGAAGAGUGUGAACAGAUAUAUGCAGGCAUUCAUCAACUAUUAGGAAAACCAAUUUUAGUGGGUGCCGACAACCUAACUUGGACAUUAGUGAAGUGUGUCAACUCUGAGAGUUGUGAUGUUGGUGGUACUAAAAUUGACUUGUUGGCAGAGAGUUACAGCAAACUCAAUGGUGCACUUUCAGUGAUGCAUGAAUGUUUUGAGCCCUUAAAGAACCCUUACUCUAACAGAGAUCUCAUGGAUGACGUUAUAUUCGGUAGAAGGUCGGAGCUUAAUAGAUCAAAUUUCCAGGGUUUCUAUGUUGUAAUUAUGGAGAGAAAUGAAGAAUUGGUUAGUGUGGCAACUGUUAGGAUAUUUGGACGAAAGGUAGCAGAAGUACCUCUCGUAGCUACCAGAUUUAUGUAUCGUGGACUUGGAAUGUGUCGUAUUUUAAUGGAUGAGCUUGAAAAGAAACUCAUGCGACUAGGAGUGGAGAGGAUAGUUUUGCCUGCUGUUCCUAAUAUGCUUGAAACAUGGACCAAAUCUUUUAAUUUCGUGAAGAUGACAAGUUUUGAAAGAUCACAGUUUUUGGAUUACGCUUUCCUAGAUUUUCCAGGAACUGUUAUGUGUCAGAAGCUGUUGACAACUCUUCCAUCCCAGAUUUGACUUUAACAAGAGCUUUGUAAGUUUGUUUUUGCAAAGGAUAUAAAGCCAUCAAGAUCUACGCGGUUAUUUCUCUGUCAGUGUAGAAUUGGUUUUGAUAAGUCCAGUCCCCAAUAUAAAGUUGACCAAGAAGAAGAGAUUCACAAGAGUGGAAUGAUGGAAAUGCAAGUGGAGGAGUACGUCUAA